Molecule: messenger RNA, 588 nt
Organism: Anas platyrhynchos (mallard)
Lineage: Eukaryota; Metazoa; Chordata; Aves; Anseriformes; Anatidae
Source: RefSeq, a predicted model, not a curated record
CGUUAUGAAGCAGAAAUGCCAAAGUCCAGUAAACUGGCUGAAAGACACACAGGAGACUUCAUGGAUAUAGUUGAUACAUUUAACCAUUUAAUUCCUACUGAACACUUAGAUGAUGCCCUAUUUCUAGGAUCCAACCUGGAGAAUGAAGUCUGUGAGGAUUUUAGUACAAGUCAAAAUGUCUUAGAGGAUUCGCUGAAGAACAUGCUCAGCGAUAAGGAUCCUAUGCUAGGAUCUGCAAGUGCCCAGUUCUGUUUGCCUGUUUUGGAUAGCAAUGAUCCCAAUUUCCAGAUGCCUUGUUCAACAGUUAUCGGUCUUGAUGAUAUUAUGGAUGAAGAGGGAGUUAAAGAGAGUGGAAAUGACACCAUCGAUGAAGAUGAGUUAACUUUACCGAACAGGAAUUUGAGGAGUCGUUCAGAAGAAACGUCAGUCGUGUCACCAAGAAAGUCACCACGUUUAAUGGCACAAGAACCAGUACGGAGUUUGCGACAGAGCACACUGGCCAAGCGUUCAAAUGUUGCACUCCUGUCAAUACCAAGAAUCAUCUGUAAGGAUAACAAAGAGCUCAAAGAGAUGUCUGAGAGGCCGUAG